AUCUGGGUUUGAAAUUGGCCGACGGCGGGAAUGGAAGAGGAGCGGAUCGAAGGCAAAGAUGAUGAUUCGAGACUGGAAAAUUGAUCCAAGCUUCAAUUGGAAGCCUGGGGAAGAUCGUGGAGUGGAUGAAUUGCGCUGGGGAUCCUCGAAACGAAAAGCCCCAAUUCAGUCGAAUGAGCUCAACGACGGAGAUGAAGUCCGGCGACCUGAAAAUAGUUUCGGCCUCUUUCCAGUGCAAUUGUUCAUCGAGGGAGAUUUGUUUCGAGCCCAGAAGGAGUGCCCAACAGCUAUUCAAGUUUCAAAAUCCCCGGAGAAGCUUGGAGGUGAGUUUGAAGCUGAAAAUUUUCUGUCGAAAAUGAUGAUUGAGCAACCUACUUUCGUUCCAAUUUGGGAUCAAUUCUGUGAAUGGUUUGAGCAACAACACGCUAAAGUGUUGAGGGCAACACUUUUUGAAGAGGUAGAGCCUGAUAUGAUCCAAAUUGGCCACUUCUACGAGUCACAAUUACUUGCCAAAGAAGCUAUCAAAGUUGGGAAGAAGAAAGGCAGAAUUUGUCUAAGUCAAAAUCCGUGUUCAGGAUACAUACUUUGGAGGCAUGGUUCUCUCAAUUGGCUUGGUGGAAAUUCUAUUUUAAUAGUUUUUUUUGCAGAUAAAGUUACCAACUUUCCAAUGGUAUGCUUUGUGGAUCCAGAUGAUGUCAUUAAGGUUGUUUUCCAAGGCCUCCAAGUUGCUACCUCAAAACUGGAAAACUGCCAGAAAAUGGUUAAGUCUGGAAACUGUUUUGUGAAGCCUACUUUGGAGCUUGAUUCGAGGAGUAUGGAUCUGAUUCAAGACCAAAGGCUUCCACAACAUGAAACUAGGUAUGUUUAUGUACAAAGGGAGGGAACUGGAUGAAGGAUUGGAGUUCGGGAAGGCUUCGAACGAAUGGCACGAAGUUACUACGAAAGCUGCUUUUUGACUGUUUGUUGGCAGCUUGCUUGUGCUUCAAGAAAGGGAGUUUAAACCCGAAUUUUUGUGUCCUUUUUAGUGUAGACUUUUACCUUAAUUGUUGCCUAGCUCUAUUAGGAUUGUAUUAGGUUUAUUUUCAUUUAAAUACCUUCUAAUUACAUUGUAAAAUUCAGAAUUUGAUUAAUCGAAAAACAAACCUUUGGUUUUGUGCAAGUUGCGACUUGUUUUGGGUUUGGUGGAUUCCAAACUUGCUGAGUUUGUGUAUCGAUUGAAUAGUCACUUCAAUCGUGGUCGAGCAACUACCCUCUUAUACCAAUUGAGCUAUCCCAGGUGUGGAUUUGUCCUUUUGGUUCCGUUUUAUCCAAGUUCGUAUUAAGAACGUUUCGUUCUUGAUUCGAGCUCAAUCGAUUCUUCGAUUGAGUCGUUAGCUUCGUGACUUUGAUAACAUACACCCCUCCAGGGGCGUAUCAGAAUACAACUUUUAUCAUAGA
Linum trigynum is the source of this 1437-nucleotide messenger RNA. The record is from the annotation of a GenBank genome assembly. Lineage: Eukaryota; Viridiplantae; Streptophyta; Magnoliopsida; Malpighiales; Linaceae.